AUGGCCUCCUUUCCUCCCUUUAAACAUCGAAAACCGUUUGAAUGUCCAUCCGCAAUCCAUCGUAAUUCUUUCCAAUUUUUGAAAAAAAAAAUUAUUUUAGCUUCCAGGAAGAACGAAGUGGCUGCAAUCCGGAUCAGAUUUCCGUAUAAAUUGCCGGUGAUCCUGGAACGCUAUGCGAAGGAGAAAAUAUUGCCGGCUUUACACAAGGUGAAGUUUCUAGUCCCUCAAGAGUUCACCAUGGGCCAGCUUGUAGCCAUCAUUCGUAACCGGAUGGGCCUGAGGUGCACGCAGGCGUUCUACUUCCUCCUGGACAGUAACCACAGCCUCGUGAACAUGUCCGCCACCAUGGGCGAGGUCUACACCACGUACAAAGACGAGGACGGCUUCCUUUACAUGACGUACGCCUCCCAGGAGAUGUUCGGUUGAGGGCCUCCAAGCCCAUC
This is a messenger RNA of Protobothrops mucrosquamatus (brown spotted pit viper), 443 nucleotides long. Its product is annotated as microtubule-associated proteins 1A/1B light chain 3C-like. NCBI's taxonomy places the organism in Eukaryota, Metazoa, Chordata, Lepidosauria, Squamata, Viperidae. The coding region runs from base 1 to 426 and encodes 141 amino acids. The record is from RefSeq and is a predicted model, not a curated record. Gene Ontology annotation, biological process: macroautophagy; autophagy of mitochondrion; autophagosome assembly. Gene Ontology annotation, cellular component: cytosol; autophagosome membrane; autophagosome. Gene Ontology annotation, molecular function: ubiquitin protein ligase binding. The transcript has 4 exons.